UUUUACUCGCCGACCCAGCUCCACUAAGUCUCCAAGAAUCUGCAUACUUUUUCCUUGUAUUUUCUCAGCUCUGAAUCCCGAGAUAUCUCCCGUUAGCCCUGAUUCUCGUGCGAAGUUUCAAGGGAAGAGUCGGCCAUAUAUAGUCGCUGAACCAUUUAAGCCCUUUCACUCCGCCUUCGAAUUUUGAGGAACCUCCGGCGUCAUCUUCCUCCGCCCAUGAUGUGAAAAAGCUCCUCUUUUCUCUUUAUUCCUAUCACUCUCUCGCUUUACCAUCUCCAUUUUUAAUACUAUUUCUGUAGCUUUUGUCCUUCCCACGCCCACCUUUGCACGUCUUUUUGGCCGAUUUCUGAGCAUAAUACCUUUGGAGUGCUCAUCAUGAAUUAAAGCUUCUAUCUUCUUCUUCACGAUUCUCUUUUCAUUCCUGAGGUCGGCCCCUAUUUGUUUCGCCAACAUUUGACUCUUGUUUGCCACAGCACAGAAACACAAAAAUCAUGGAGCAAAGCAUCCUAUGCAAAUACACAGUGCAUCACAGUGUUACCAAGAAGCUCGCGAGGCCCAAGGGCUCUGAUUUGAGCAAUCCCACAGAGCCCCGAGUCGUACGGAUAUCCGUAACUGAUCCGGAUGCCACAGACUCCUCCAGCGACGAGGAAGGAGAGUUUCUGGGUCGACCCAGAGUGAAGCGGUAUGUGAACCAGAUUGACAUCGAAACUAGCGCGAGAAACGGGGCCCUCCUCAACAAUGCCCGGAAGAGGCCCGCCGGGAGCACCGCUGCUUGCCGUCGGCCGGCAAAGGUUUCCACGGCCAAUAACGGCAGGAAGUUCCGAGGCGUGCGGCAAAGACCAUGGGGGAAAUGGGCGGCGGAGAUUCGAGAUCCAGCGAGACGAGUACGGCUCUGGUUGGGGACGUAUGAUACGGCAGAAGAAGCAGCCAUGGUGUACGACAACGCGGCGAUUAAGCUGCGAGGUCCCGAUGCUUUGACGAACUUUGCUACCCCACCGGCGAGGGAGAAGGCCGAGGGGGAAGAAGUAGAAGUGACCGUGAAGCCGGAACUGAAAGUUUCAGUGCAGUCAGAAGCAUCCGGUUCGGGAUACGAUUCGGGAGAGGAGUCUCAUAAUCUUUGUUCCCCGACAUCGGUGCUUCAAUUCAGGAGCAAUUCGACCGAGGAAGCAGAGCCGGGAAAGGCUACGGAACCAUGCGUAGCAGAGGCAGAAAGAGAAGAAACAGGGGAAGAGCCGUCUGGGGAGUGUGAAGGGGAAACAAGUCAAAGGAGGUUGUGGGAGGAGGAGGAAUAUUGGAGGAUAGAGAUGCCGGUGUGGGAUGAUGUGCUGAUGAAUUUUGAAACGCCAGAAUACUCCCCGGUGAUGUGGGAAGAACCGUCGCCGUUGUACUGCGAAACAACUGCGCGGGUUAUGGCGGAGGAGAUUGGAAGCGCGGGGGAGACAGAUUGGGAGAGAAUGUACUCGCCAUCAGGGAUGUGCCAGGUGGACGAUUUCUUUCAAGACAUUUUGUUGGGGUCAGAUCCUCUGGUGGCGCUCUGAGACUGACACUGUCACUCUCUCACACACUUACCCCCUGCCGCCGUCCUCCCCCUGCUGACUCACUCCGCAGAUUUUGUUCCGGUGGCAGAAUCCGUUGCUUUAUUUUUUCGUUUUCCUACAAAAUAUGAGUUUCUUUUCUUUUUUUUUUCCCAAGUUCGUCGCGGCCAGAUUUUGUUAAAAUUACUUGAGUGAUGCCUAAUAAUCAGGGCUGUUGGAGAAUGUAAGAUAUGACCCCCAGAUGUAAUAUGGACUCAUGGAAGUAUUUUUGUCGGGCUA
Molecule: messenger RNA, 1814 nt
Organism: Neltuma alba
Lineage: Eukaryota; Viridiplantae; Streptophyta; Magnoliopsida; Fabales; Fabaceae
Product: ethylene-responsive transcription factor CRF3-like
Exons: 1
Coding region: 492-1538 (348 amino acids)
Biological process (GO): regulation of DNA-templated transcription
Molecular function (GO): DNA binding; DNA-binding transcription factor activity
Source: RefSeq, a predicted model, not a curated record